AAUUCGCAAAAUGUCGCUUCUACUGCGUGUUGGGAGAUGCUUCACGGCUCCGUGUUCUGUUUGUUUUGUCGAUUUGCGCAUAAUCAGUCGGGAGGAAAGACGUUGAACGGGCGUGAUUCCAAUCCAAAAUAUCUGGGUUUGAAGAAAUUCGGAGGAGAGAAAGUCAUUCCGGGAAACAUUAUUAUGCGUCAGCGGGGAACCAAAUUCCAUCCUGGGCAAGGUGUUGGCAUGGGUCGUGAUCACACUUUGUAUGCGCUGACGGAGGGGUAUGUGCAUUUCACUUGGAAUCCUUUCAACAAGAAGCAGACAAUCGACAUUACAGAGAAGCCGAUGCCUACAACGCGUAUCACGGAUCCUCGUAGUGUUCCAAGACGUAUUUGGGGUUAAGUCAGCAAUUCAGUUCUUCCAAUUCUUCAGGUUCAUUCGUUCGUUCGUUCGUUUGUUCGUUUGUUCGUUUGUUUAGU
Messenger RNA from Blastocystis hominis, 464 nucleotides. Its product is annotated as Ribosomal protein L27. The transcript has 5 exons. NCBI's taxonomy places the organism in Eukaryota, Bigyra, Opalinata, Blastocystidae. Gene Ontology annotation, biological process: translation. Gene Ontology annotation, cellular component: ribosome; mitochondrial large ribosomal subunit. The coding region runs from base 37 to 387 and encodes 116 amino acids. The record is from RefSeq and is a predicted model, not a curated record. Gene Ontology annotation, molecular function: structural constituent of ribosome.